Messenger RNA from Diaporthe citri, 897 nucleotides. RefSeq lists its product as uncharacterized. The record is from RefSeq and is a predicted model, not a curated record. The coding region runs from base 1 to 897 and encodes 298 amino acids. The transcript has a single exon. Lineage: Eukaryota; Fungi; Ascomycota; Sordariomycetes; Diaporthales; Diaporthaceae.
AUGUCGACACUGCAGCACUUCCAUCGCUUUCGCGACCUUCCCCGCGAGCUCCAACUCCACAUCUGGGAGCUUUACGAGUGCACACAGCCGCGUCGUCGGCACUAUUUCCGCAGGAUGGUGUAUUGGUCUGGCCAUCUGUACGCAUGCGCCGACCAAUACACAGACCGGCGCAUUGCCAACACCGCAAAUGCAGAUGAUCCGGAUCAGACUCAAGUUCCCGACGUAGCCAUCACUCCCAACACCAAGAUUCAGCUUCCGAGCAGCGGCAGUUGGUACCAGACUUAUGUUUCCGACUCUUUGCACACCAGCGCAGCAACAUUCGGUUCCAUCCAGACGCCCACGAGAAUGGACAGUCCUUUCUAUAUCUGGGCCAACUUCAAGAAUGACACGUUUUGUUUCGCUGCUAAUAACGGACUCGGCGGAGGCAAAAACUUCCUUCAAUACCUUGAGGGGCCGACCGGCCUGUUUCCCCCUGCCUCUGGACCCCACCAGUCACCAACAAUGUCUCAUUGGUUUUUCCGACUCCAGAGGCUUGUGCUCAUCAAGUCUACUGCCAUUCAAACACUGGGCCCCUUGGACCGACAAGUUCUUGGGGUGCAUCCCAGCCUCAGGGAACUUACCAUCGUCGCAGUGCACGACUAUUUCCGUUGCAGUCACCUUGCUCUCGGAACACAAAUACGACCCGACAACUUCAGCGUUACCGAGCGACUCCCCUUGAGAACGUUUGUAGCACUACGGAAGGCAGUGACGGAAUCAUGCGCCUGCGAUCGGCCGACGAAGUGUCUCGAUGGACUGGAACGGCUGAGGCGGGAUCUUGUCGACCUUUUUCAAACCCGAACAAACACCGCGCCUCCGGUCGAUGUUGGCAUCGAGGUGGAAAUUUACUGGGCUCAGUGA